AACGAUCAGAACUAGGUGAAGGCCAGGGAUCAGGAGCUGGCCUGGAAGAACUGGGGACUGCAGCUCUUGGGACUGGGCCCCUGCCCCCAACACACUACCAGCUGUGUGGCCGAAUCCAUGUUUAAUGACUGUCCUCCCGGGAAACCCAGGGCCAAGGGCUUCCUGCCGACACCAUUUCUACUCCUGGCUGCCCCCAAAACAGCCCGAAGGCUCAGCUCCUCCCUGGCCCCCACCCUCGUCCAGUCUCCAAUCCCGCCGCCCGCCCGCCUGCCAGGACCUUGAAUCCAGUGAUCUUUUCUUGGGCUGGAGCUGCAGCCAGGCAUCAGGAUGCCAGAAUUUGGAUGGCAAGCAUCGUCUACAGCUAUCACUGAAGGGCACAAAUCAGAAUACACCAUGCCUCCUAGUAAAGAUGCCAGCAGCUUUAAUAGUUCAGCAACAAGGCUCAUCUGCCUCCCUCCGAUUUCUGAAGACCUCCAGCCUGUGUGGACCCAAGCAGCUCAGACCAGUGAGCUGGAUGGAAAUGAACACCUGCUACAAACCUUCAGCUACUUUCCCUAUCCCAGCCUAGCAGACAUUGCCCUUCUUUGCCUGCGGUAUGGGCUGCAGAUGGAGAAGGUCAAGACUUGGUUCAUGGCCCAACGACUCCGCUGUGGCAUUAGCUGGUCAUCUGAAGAAAUAGAAGAGACACGAGCCAGAGUAGUCUACCAUAGGGACCAACUCCAUUUCAAAUCCCUUCUCUCUUUUACUCAUCAUACAGGGUGUCCUCCCCAGGAGGCACCUCCUCCCAUGCUACCUCCAGAACAAGUUGGUCUUGGAAUAUGUCCUCUGACUCUUGGUGAGCCCACCCAGAUGAAAAGAUUGAAGAUAGAGCCUGAGGAGUCCUCCCAGGUACCACCAAUGCCAGUGAGUCACCAGAAAGUGAAGGAACCCUUGAUGACACCUGACAGAGCAUUCCUCCAGCAGUCAGAUCAAAGUCGCAGCCUCUCUGAGGAGCAGGCAGACAGGGGUCCCCACCAGGCAUGUAUCAUAGGUACUGCUUCCUGGAGUCACUCCACAGCUGCCCGUCAGCCAUGUGCUCGGGAUAAGGCCCGACCCAUCUCAUUACUUGGCAGUUAUUAUAAGGAGGAAUUGAUACCUAAUUUGACUCCUCCUUCCUCUGCCUCUUCUUUCCAGGUUCUGGCUAAUGGAGCUACUGCCACCUCUGAACCCAUCCAGUUGCUGGGCUUUACUUCACCCAAAGAACAAGCACUACCCCCACAUGUGGAAUCACCCUGGCCCCAGAGGCUACGGCCUAACUCAGAAGCAGGUAGAGCUGACUCCAUGGAAUACCUUUCCUCAGAUAUGCAGCGCCAGCGAAAGACUAAGCGUAAAACCAAGGAGCAACUAGCAAUCCUCAAGUCCUUUUUUCUUCAGUGUCAAUGGGCAAGACGUGAAGAUUACCAUAAAUUGGAAGAGAUUACUGGUUUACCUCGCCCUGAGAUCAUUCAGUGGUUUGGUGACACACGCUAUGCCUUGAAACAUGGGCAACUCAAGUGGUUUCGGGACAAUGCAGUACCUGGUGGCAAUAGUUUCCCAGACCUAGCAAUUCUCACACCACCGUCAACCCGCUCCUUCAAAGAAUGGGCCAAGACACCACCUCUGCCAACCCCCCGACACCCACCGGAUACACAACCCUUGGAAAGGUACUGGGCAGCCCACCAACAGCUACAGAAAGCUGAUGUACUUAAAUUGAGUCAGGCAUCAGGAUUUAGCACUCAGCAAGUACUGGACUGGUUUGAUUCUCGAUUACCUGAGCCAGCUGAGGUGGUAGUCUGUCUAGAUGAAGAAGAGGAGGAGGAGGAGGAGGAACUGCCAGAAGAUGGGGAGGAAGAAGAGGAGGAGGAAGAGGAAGAUGAUGAUGAGGAUGAUGUCAUACAGGACUAAGGGGGGGCUGAGGAGAAGGGGGGUAUGUUACUAAAAGAUGAACCAACUUAACUGUUAAACAUUUCUUAAAUUACCUUGUGACAACUAACAGGCUUGUGUUUUUCAGAGUGGGCAACAGGGCUAUUUUAAUUUGAGGGUGAACUGAGGAAGAUGACCACAGGACACAAUAUAAAGUACUGGAUCAGCAGAAACCCAGUCUUUUUAAACCUCAGUAUGGAGAGGGCAAAUGAUGGCCCAAAAAUGUUUUGUUGUUGUUUUAUCAAGGUAAGGUCUCACUCUUUUUCAGGCUGAUCUGGAAUUUACCAUGUAGCCUAACGCUGGCCUUGGACUCACUGGCAGGCCUCCUCCCAAGUGCUGGGUGGGAUUAAAAAGCAUGCACCACCACACCCGGCCCCAAAGUGGUUCUUACUCUCCUAUUCUUUCCCCUUGGUGUGCUUACAGAUGCCAGACCUCAUCCAACAUCUCCAGGGGGCCUGGAAGGAGAGGUGUAUUCUGGUCCACCUGAUGAUCCCAAUGCAUCUCCAGUCUCAUCAUUAUUUCUCUAAAAUAUAAGGCUGCUUUGGAGCCCAAUUCCAUGUUUUUUGCACUUAAGUGUCUCAGUAUGUUCCAUUUUUGUCUCAAAUAGUUCCUCAUACCAGUUUGAUAUUCUAUUUUACCUUCUAUGUU
This is a messenger RNA of Jaculus jaculus (lesser Egyptian jerboa), 2589 nucleotides long. It is a transcript of the gene Homez, whose product is annotated as homeobox and leucine zipper encoding. Gene Ontology annotation, molecular function: DNA binding; DNA-binding transcription factor activity, RNA polymerase II-specific. Gene Ontology annotation, cellular component: nucleus. Gene Ontology annotation, biological process: regulation of transcription by RNA polymerase II. Lineage: Eukaryota; Metazoa; Chordata; Mammalia; Rodentia; Dipodidae. The coding region runs from base 328 to 1923 and encodes 531 amino acids. The transcript has 3 exons. The record is from RefSeq and is a predicted model, not a curated record.